UCAGAAUUUUCUCAUCAUCUGGCGCUAUUGUCACGCAUGGAGACUCGGUCUGCAGAUAUUACUAACAUGGAUGAUAGUGACAUAGAAAUUGUUACAGCAAAAAUUCUCUCCACUUGGGAUUGGAAAGCACAAGAAAGGGAAUUUGGAAGCAGUCAAUCCACCUCACCCGAGUCAUCAUUUGACUCGAUGUGCUCCUCACCAGGUACUUUUUCCUACGACAAAUCAGGACGCAACCCGACCCUGUGCACUUCGCAGAAGCUGACCAAACCAAAAAUGUCGACUAAGAGGCGAAUGAAGGCGAGCGAGAGGGAGAAAAUGCGAAUGAGGAGUCUAGCAGAGGCUUUACACCAACUCCGCGACUACCUGCCUCCGGAUUACAGUAAAAGAGGCCAGCCGCUGACCAAAAUCCAAACUCUUAAAUUUACCAUUGAAUACAUCAAAGAACUUUCAAACAUUCUGAACUGUGCGCAAUGA
Molecule: messenger RNA, 474 nt
Organism: Hypomesus transpacificus
Lineage: Eukaryota; Metazoa; Chordata; Actinopteri; Osmeriformes; Osmeridae
Gene: msgn1
Product: mesogenin 1
Exons: 1
Coding region: 37-474 (145 amino acids)
Biological process (GO): regulation of transcription by RNA polymerase II; mesoderm formation
Cellular component (GO): nucleus
Molecular function (GO): RNA polymerase II cis-regulatory region sequence-specific DNA binding; protein dimerization activity; DNA-binding transcription factor activity, RNA polymerase II-specific
Source: RefSeq, a predicted model, not a curated record